Molecule: messenger RNA, 3492 nt
Organism: Hypomesus transpacificus
Lineage: Eukaryota; Metazoa; Chordata; Actinopteri; Osmeriformes; Osmeridae
Gene: retreg3
Product: reticulophagy regulator family member 3
Exons: 9
Coding region: 284-1795 (503 amino acids)
Biological process (GO): reticulophagy
Source: RefSeq, a predicted model, not a curated record
UAGGUGUCAACUCAUUUGACAAAUUGGUAAAAUUUUGCUGAAUGUAAGGGUUGUAUCCUAACUUUAAGAUUGAUAUGAGGUAAAAAGCAGACUUGAAUAGCUUGGACAUGAUCAUUGACAUUGACUUGGCUCAACGAUACAAUGCACGGUUUGCGAAUAACAGGUCCUUGCUAAUAGCAAGCUAGCUUGUGCAGUGUUGUUGAAGACAGCUAGCUAGCUGUCUUUUAUGACCGACAACCUAUUAUUUUUACAGGCUUCAUUUUUAUCAACGUGAGACGCUAAAAUGGCGCACACAGGUGGUGCAGGAGAUGGAACCAAGGGAGAAUGUUCAGUAAAGCAUGGUUCGAGUAAUACUGGAUUGCGGAGUCGACCAUAUUCCAGCGAAAGAGAUAGCCAGGUGCGGCUUGUCAAAGCCUCACUGCAAGAGAGGUUGGGGCCGUUUGAGCCUGUGCUGACUUACCUGCAGUCCGUCCUGGUGUGGGAAAGACCAUUUCAAAGCGUUUUACUGUUCGCAGUGGUCAACUUUGUGUUUUGGUUCUUUGCCCUGUCCUCACUGCGUGUGGUCUUCCUGCUGGCCUCUGGUCUGGUGGUGGCUGUCUGUGUGGAUGUCUGGAGGAAUAAGAUCUGGCCUGAGAUCCGAGUCAAAAAACAAGAUGAAUCUGAAAAUGAAAGCUGGGGCCUGGUGCAGCCUGGGGUCGUCAGUGUCCCGGAGCUCUGCCAUCACAUGGCUGAGGUCUGGGUCUCCGGAUUGGCUUUCGCUUCAAGCGUUGUGCUGUUCAAGCAACGCAACCCUGCAAAGUUCUGUUUCCUGACCUGUGGUGUCUUCUCCUGCCUGGCCUUUGUGGGCCGCUACAUCCCCGGACUGGUGCUCUCUUACUCUGCCGUGCUGGCCGUGCUGCUGGCCCCUCUUGCAGCGUAUCACAGGGUCGUGCAGCGUGUGUGUGUGAAGCUGGAGCCAGUCCUGCAGCGGCUGGACUUCAGCGUCAGCGGCUACAUGAUGACAAAGCCCAUCGACAAUCAGUUCCUACGCAAGUCCAUCCGCAGUGCAGCCUCAGGGGACGCCAGUGACAGCGAAGAGGAGCUGGCUGCUUUCUGCCCUACUUUUGACGAUGCUGUAGCGGCCAAAGAACUGGCGCUGACCGACUCUGAGCAUUCGGACGCUGAGGUCUCCUACACAGACAACGGGACCUUCAACCUGUCCCGGGGCCAGACCCCACUCACCGAGGGCUCGGAGGACCUGGACAGACACAGUGACGCAGAGGAGUCUUUUGCCCGAGAUCUCCAUGACUUCCCCUCGAUCAACCCAGAAGCCACCCUGAUGGAGGAUGACGACGACACCAGCAUCGGCCUGCCCAGUCUGGGCAUGGCCGGUGCCCGAGGGGCCCUGCUGGAUCUGGACUCCCAUCUGGACUCCGACCAGGAAGACCUGGACGCCGAACUGUCCCUCAGCGGCCUGCCUCCCGCCUCCACCUUCGCAGACGACCUUGCUGGGGUCAUAGCGAGCAACAUGAUCCAGGCAGCGCUGGCCGGAGCCUUGCAGCCUCGCCCUCCUGCUACCCGGCGCAGAGAGAGCAAGCCCAGAGCUGCGGCCCAGCGGGCCCACCGCAAGCAGUCGAGCACUGAGCUGGACACGGACUGGGAUGUGGAGGACUUUGAAAUGCUGGAUCAGUCUGAGCUGAACCAGAUGGAUCCGUUGGGGGGUGCGGGAGGAGGACGGGGAGGAGGGCAGGGUGGGGGUCAGCAGAUGAACCAGGGCUCCAGCUUCUUGUCCAAUCUACUGGGGAAGCCACAGUGAGCUGUGUGUGUGUGUGUGUGUGUGUGUGUGUGUGUGUGUGUGUGUGUGUGUGUGUGUGUGUGUGUGUGUGUGUGUGUGUGUGUGUGUGUGUGUGUGUGUGUGUGUGUGUGUGUGGAACCUUUACGUAUGCGUGUGUGUGUGGUAGGGGGGGGAGAGAGAGAUUCUAGAUUCUAGCAAUCAGACUUCUGAUUCAGUUGAUAUCACUGUGAAGUACCUCUAAUUUCUUUGUUUUUAUAUGUGUACGGUCUGACUCUAUCUAUAGCCACCUUCAUCCUGAAAACCCUUGUUUUGUAGGCUGAGCAAUAUGAAAUAUUGUCAAAAAGUAUUGUCCACCAGCAUUCAUGAAAUGUAUACACCACCUUGAAUAAUUUUUUUAUAGGAUGCAUAAUUACUUAUUUCACAUCUAGUAAAGAAACAUGACUUAAUUCAACGUUUCUACUACAAACCCAGACCAGCAUCAUAAACCAGCAUUACUGAACUAUUCACCAAAUGUGUUGUGACUACUCCCCUGUAAGUAAUAAAUGUAUUUGGAUGACCACUCACAAGAACAAAACCAUCAAUCUUCAUCUCCCUUUUUCUGUCCGGAGGCCAAAACACACAGGGCUUUUGAAUUUGGGACCAAAUAUAACAUUCCUGUUGUUUAGUAGUUUAGGUGUUAAGCUAAAGUGUUCUAGCAAUAUCCGUGUAGUAGUUUAGGUGUGUUGUAUGGUUGGGAAACACCAUGGAUUCAGCAGUGUGGGGGGUUUGUAGACUGCUGGGGAAAAAAUGGGAUAUUCCCCAAAAGCUCCUUGGAUGAACUCAUUUGAUUGAUUUUCUGACAGAAACCGUCAUUUUUCUUUGCCUCCACAGCUUGUCUCCUCCUCUGUCCAUGUGUUGGUUUGACUUGCUUCUUGCCCUGGGUUGCUUAGCCACUGACUCGCUAUGCUAACACCAAUCAAACAAUCUGUUGAAGUUUAGACAUUGUUUAUGAAAUCAUGCUGCAUGUAUCACAUUUAUAAAAUGUUUUAUGUUUAUUAUGUAAAUGUUUUAUAAAAUGUUUAGAAAAACAUCAGGAAGCCAUGUUUACAUUGAUUGAUGAAAACAAUGCUGGUAUACAAAACUCUACUUGAUAGCCUUCCUAAAAGUGCAAAUAUGUUCAAGAUGAAACAUGCUUGUCUUUCACAUUUAGUUUGCAGGAUAUUAGGUUCUUUGUGCAGGUUGAACUGAGUUUGCUGUGAUGGGCAGACAAAACGCUCCUCCUUAUUCUGAUGUUAUAAUUUCAUGAGAAAAAUGCUAACAGGAAUCAUUUUUCAUUCAACUGGUGACAUUAGGGCUUGCAAAAAUAGCUGUAACAAAGUGAAAGCCGACUUUUAUUGAAAAGAAAAAUUGCUCAAUUACGUUAUUUGUGUUGUUGUAUAGAGAACGUUGACUGUAGGAGAUUUACUUACAAUAGGUAGAACUGCUGGCUACCCCUUUAAAUGAAGUUGGCCCAAAUCUACCAACAAGGCUAUUAUUUUUUAAGAUUGAAUUUGAUGGAUUUUAAGUAGUUUUCCUUGAGUUGGAGUUUGUGUAAACAAGAUGUCAACCCAUGAACAGGGCCUGUUUCCUCAAAUUUAGUAUUCAAUAUAAUGGCAUAUGACAGUAGUGUAUUUUCCUCUGUAAUUGGUUUUGAUAUGUUUUGAUGUGCAAAUUGUAUUAAAUAAACAGGUCUGAUUGUA